GUUGUUGGUACAGCAGUUGAUGGAUUUGUUCAUUACGGUUUACCUUGGAUGGGUAAAAAAGCAGUUGAAAUGGGACGAUAUGGAGCAAGCGAGUUAAUGAGAAAUAAAAAUCUUCAGAAGAAAGCUGUAAAUUAUGGGAUUAGUAAACUCACUCCAUUUAUUCAAGAUUCUGUUGGAACAGCCAUGGACCAGUUAUCAACAAAAGUAAGACCAAAAAAUAAAUAUAAAACUGAUAGACCAGAAUUAGAUGGAAGAGGAAUAGAUAUUCACAAGCAGAUUGGUAAAUUACCAAAACCAAAAGGUGGAUGGACCUUACCAGGGCAUAAAUAUACAGGUCCUUAUAACGAUCUCGAAAACCAAGUAAGA
Porites evermanni is the source of this 366-nucleotide messenger RNA. The record is from the annotation of a GenBank genome assembly. Lineage: Eukaryota; Metazoa; Cnidaria; Anthozoa; Scleractinia; Poritidae.